GUGAGCGUUUAAUAUUGGUUUUUGACCGUGAUGGCGUACGCAGAGACAAGUUUUCCACGAAGCCUGCUGAUCCGGCAGCUGGAAAAAAGUCUUACGUUAUCACUGGUAUAUCGUUCAGCGAAAAUUCCGAACUGUUAGGAGUUGCACAGAGCGAUAACAUGGUGUUUGUUUAUCGAGUGGGAGCCGACUGGAGUGGAAAGAAAGUGAUUUGUAACAAGUUUCCACUUACCGGAGUCCCUAUGCAGCUACUGCGCGCUGAGAACGGAUUUAUCACUGGUACAAGCGAUGGGAAAAUUAGAUCACUUGAUUGUAAAAGUAACAAGAGUUCUGGUUUGUGGAAUGUCGGUGCUUGCUGCGUGUCGUUAGCUCGUAGUGCGGAAAGCAUGGUGGCUUCUGGACAUGCUGAUGGCACACUUUAUGUCAAUGGCCGAUUGCUGCUGCGUUACGCACUACCGCCCACUGCUCUUGUACUACUACAACACAACCUAAUCGUGGGGUCGUGUGACGGUCGUUUGUCUGUGUAUGAGGCGCAGCGCGGUGCUUUGUUGCGUAGUGUCGAGCCAGAUUUGCCUCCGGACGUGAAAGAUAUCAUAGCUGCGGCACCGAGUCCAUCAGGACAGACUAUUGCGUUUGGUGUCUUUAAUGGAUGUCUAGUGGGAGAGUUGAAGGAAUCCGGAUCAGUCGAUUUAUCAAUGCUUCAAAUACCGAACCUGUACGCCACUAGAGCGCUCGCUUGGAGUAGUGACGGCACUAAAUUGGCGAUAGCUUCACAAACUGGAGCUCUUAUAGUGCUCGAGGCUGUUUUAAGACGUUGGGUGUGGCGUGACACAGUGGAGGUGCAGCACGUGAGCUCGAGACAGUUGUUAUUAACAAGACUAGCUAACGAUGCUCUUCCGCUCACAGUUCUCACAAACCACGCUUCGGAUAUAUUCGGCGUCCGUUUCAUUGGGAAUGACUGGUAUGCGGUGUGCAGGACUAGCAACACGUUGAUCUUAUGCGAUAUAGCUCGUGGACUCACCAGUGAGAUACUAUGGACGGGUAGCGGAGAACGUAUUUAUGCAGCUGUCGGUGGAGCAUGUCUGAUAUAUCGCGCCGGUGAACUGAGUGUUGUCGAAUACGGACUUGAUAAAGUUCUACAUACGGUUCGUACAGAACGUGUGAACCCUCACGUGAUCAGCGUGCGGAUCAAUGAAGCUAGUUUGACGAAAGGGGACUGCAAAUACUUGGCAUAUUUGCUAGAUAGACAAACUAUUGCUGUUGUAGAUUUGAGCACAGGUGCUCAGUUGGGUCAGUGGUGGCACGAGGCUCGCGUGGAUUGGCUCGAGCUAAACGAGACCGCGCAGCUGUUGCUGCUCCGUGACACGAGGAGAAGACUUGCGCUACUGCGGUUACCGUCUGGUGAUAAGGAAAUUAUUGCGAGUGGCGUAAGUUUCGUCCAGUGGAUUGAAAAUAGCGAUGCAGUCGUGGCUCAAACGCCUACUCAUCUUCUUGUGUGGUAUAGCGUGUCGGAGUCGGCCAGCGUGGAGAUGAUUGAAUGCGGGGGCGGGCGCGCGGUGCGUGCGACCGGGCGCCGCGUGCUGCUCGACGGAGCACACGUGCCUUGCGUAUACCUAGACGAACACAGACUUACUUUUAAUAACGCUUUGCGAAGUGGAGAUUUAAUGGGUUGUGCCAAGUAUCUAGACGGCGUAACGAACAGUGCAGACGUCGCACCGCUCUGGAGGCAGCUGGCCGAACGAGCUCUGCAAAAUGAUGAUAUACAGUUAGCUGCAAAGUGUUAUCGAGAAAUAGGCGAUGAAUCCAGAACAUUUUAUUUGGAGAAGAUUAUAGAAGCUGCUGCGGCUGAAGGCGAUGGAGACGUCACUGCAGGUCUGAGCAGCGCAGAAGUUAGGGCACGAUUAGCAAUAUUCAAUGGGGACCUAGCGACGGCCGAAGCCUGGUAUGCGAGACGAUCCGGUCACCCUGAACGCGCCAUCGCUAUGUAUAAGCAGUUCAACAGGUGGACUGACGCUAUUGCUCUCGCCGAGAAGGCCGAUCGCGCUUCAGUUGUUAAUUUGAAGCAACAGUACAUGGAUUAUUUAACCUCAACUGGUCGUUUGGGAGAGGCCGGGGCUACCCUGGCAGCUGCAGGAGAUGUACAGGGCGCAGUGAGACUGUGGUCGCGGGGAGGAAGGGCUCGGAGAGCUGCCUCGCUCCUGUUACAGCAUCCACAGCUACUGAGAGAUAAUGAGUUACUAGACUCUGUGCACACACAACUCAUACAGGAGGAAUGGUGGGAAAUGGCCGGUGAAUUAUCUGAGAGACGAGGCGAUGUCCGUUUGGCUGUAGAUUAUUACGCUAAAGGAAAUAAUUUUGCCAGAGCCGUUCAACUUGCCAGAGAGUCUUGUCCGGGUGAAGUGACGCAUUUGGAAGGGCAGUGGGGCGCGUGGCUAGUGUCGUCCCGCCAGGCCGGCGCCGCCGUGCCGCACCUCAUCGAGGCGGGGGACACUCGCGCUGCGCUCGCGGCGGCUAUCAAGGCGCACCAUUACAGAAAAGCUCUUCAGAUUGUGCAGGCCAUAGAUGAUAAGGAAUCUAUAAAAGAACAAUGCGAGCAGCUCGGUGAUCAUUUAAUAUCUACACAGGAAUGGGAGGCAGCAGAGAAGUUUCUCACUUCGUGCGGUAUGGCGGAGCGUUGCGUUCGAGCAUACAACGGGGUCGGUCGCUUCGCGGACGGCCUGAGGCUUGCGGCUUCACAACUGACGGAGGAACAAACGCGAGACAUUUAUAUACCGCUGGCCGAGGAGCUGAGAAAAGACGGACAACUUAGAAAAGCCGAGCAAAUUUAUAUAGGUCUAGGAGAGGCUGAUGAAGCUAUUUCAAUGUACAAGGAGGCGUCUCAAUACGAGUCAAUGUUGCGUCUGGUCGCGAUACACCGAUCCACUUUGUUAGAGGCGACGCGUCGACACGUUGCCCAAGCGUUACACGCCUCGGGAGAUUUACGUGCGGCUGAAAACUAUUAUAUACAAGCCGGUGACUGGAAAAGUGCCAUACAGAUGUAUCGUUCGGCCGCACAGUGGGAGGGUGCUGAGCGUGUUGCUAGAGCACACGCUCCUGUUAAUGUACAACAGCAGGUGGCGCUACAAUGGGCCGCUGUUUUGGGUGGAUUGGCUGGUGCACGACUUCUGGCUGCAAGAGGAUUGGCUGCUUUAGGAGCACGAUGGGCCCUACAGGCACAAAGAUGGGAUAUAGCAAUAGAAUUGAGCGAACUCGGAGGUGGUAUCACUCGGCGUGAAGUGGCUCGACACGAAGCGGCCGCGCUGGCGGAGGAGCAUCCUGAGGAGGCUGAAGCAGCCUUCCUUCGCGCGUCGGCUCCCGACCACGCCGUGCGCAUGUGGCUGUCGAAGGAACAACACCAGAGGGCGCUGAUCUUAGCCGAGCAGCAUGCGCCGCAUAUGGUCGAAGAAGUACUAGUUGAAGGCGCUAGAGCAGCCGCAGAGAGAGGCGAUUUACAGCAGUUCGAAGUACUCAUGAUCCGAGCUAAUAGGCCGAGAGAGGUCGUCCAGCACUACAAGGAUCUAGAGUUAUGGGAAGAGGCUGCCCGUGUGUCUCGUGAGUAUUUGCCGUCUAGCGGCGACGAGGAAGACGUGCCACCGGCCGUCCCAGCUCUGCUGACGCAAGCCGCGGCUCACGCCGACGCCGGCGAGUGGUGGGAAGCCGUGCAGACGUUGUGUGCGGCGAGUAGUGCCGCGGGCCAGCGGGCGCCGCGGCUCGCCGAGCGGGCCGUGCUGCGUGCGGCUCGCCUCGCGCGCGACCGCCUGCAGCACCCCGCACGCGCGCACGCCGCUAACUUGCUCGCUCAACGAUUUGCCUCCAUCGGUCAAACUGAUAUCGGAGAACAACUCCGAGCAGCUCUACUCGAAGGAUAUGCGGACGACGACGUCGCCGAUGAUGGGCGGAUGGAGGAGAGCGAGUCGGUGGAGCAGGAGCAACAGGAGGUGUCGGAACGUCUGGCCCGCGCAGGUCAGUGGCCGCGGUGCCUAGCGCACGCCGCCACCGCCGGCCGUGCCCCGCACUACGCGCUCAGAUAUGCCGCGCAUCUCUUCAAGGCCCACCCUCGAAUGGAAGGAAUCGAUAUUGAAAGUGAAGACGUCCCAGAAGCUUUAUCUCAAGUGUUGGAGACUUUGCGUCACUAUCUGAGCCGCGAGGACUCUGAAGGCGGAGCGGUCGUGUCCGGUAGCGACGCGGGCCUAGCUCGAGCGGUCUGCAGCGAGGUCCUAGUGCGGGCUUCUACUGCACCUAAGGCCUUCGCCGCGCUUACUGACGCAGCUGACGUUAUGCUGACGGCCGGCGCUGACGAUAGAGCUUUGCAGGCAGUCACGUUACUCAUGGCGCUUCAUUUGCCGCAAAUAGCUGGUAAAGCUGCGCGGGCUUUGCCACGGUACACGGAAAUAAUUGUGGCUGAUGUCGCGUUCUACGCUUGUGGGACGGCGGUACGUACUGAAGGCAGUGCGGGGGCUCGAGAAGCCUUCGUGCUGUUGAAUCGCUGUCUGGAUCUCGCUGAGGCUGCUGACGAGGAUUCUGCUCAUUUACUUGAUUAUACGGAUUUUGAAUGUACAGACUGGUCACGGCAGCCGCUUCUGUUGGAACGCGGUUGUGUGAGCGGCGGAGCGCUGGAAGAUGUGAGAGAAUGGGUCCUCGCAGUUUCUAUGGACCAAUCCGUUGAACAGACGUUGCCGGUGGACAGUAGAGGAUUGUAUGCGUCGAGCGUGGCGGAGACGGAGCAGUGCUGCGUCGUCACCGGGUACCCGCUCGGCACUAGACUCGUCACAUUUACCAACGGUAGGUGCGCGAACCGCGAGUCGUGGUCGCGUGUGUCGAGCGCGGCGCGUGGAGGCGGCCCGGCCUCCGUGCUGCUGCGGCACGUGACGCGCUGGUGCGGUCCCGCCGACUACACGCAGCUAUGAACUGGUUGUCCAACACAAAGGUUUUUUUUAAAGGGAUUUUAUGACCUGGUAACUGAGUCCUUUAAGUCAUGUCUUAUUUUAAUUUAUAUUCUUAUUUUUAUGAAAAAUGAUA
Molecule: messenger RNA, 5055 nt
Organism: Bombyx mandarina (wild silkworm)
Lineage: Eukaryota; Metazoa; Arthropoda; Insecta; Lepidoptera; Bombycidae
Gene: Oseg2
Product: intraflagellar transport protein Oseg2
Biological process (GO): intraciliary transport
Cellular component (GO): ciliary basal body; axoneme; intraciliary transport particle B
Molecular function (GO): protein binding
Source: RefSeq, a predicted model, not a curated record